AUCUCUUUGACAUCUUGACAUAUUCGUAGAAAUGGAAUCAAUGGAGGAACAACAAUGUUUACAUCAAUGUGAAAGUUACAUUCAAACCCACAAUAUUCAACUGCUAUUAAAAGAUUGUAUUGUUCAACUUUGUUUAAACAAACCUGAAAAUCCAGUCACCUUUUUGCGACAGUAUUUCCAAAAAUUGGAACGGGAGCAAGUGAAGGCGGCUGCAGCGGCCGCCGCAACGUCGGAGGGCGAAGGCGAUGGCGAACUAUCCCCACUGCCGUUGCCCGCCGGACAGCCACCGCGCCGCCGCGGUGGCAUCAGCGCUGAACCAGUCACAGAGGAAGAUGCAACCAGUUAUGUCAAAAAGGUGGUGCCAAAAGACUACAAAACGAUGGGCGCCCUGUCGCGUGCGAUUGCAUCCAACGUACUGUUUACUCACCUCGACGAGUCGGAGCGGGCCGACAUGUUCGACGCCAUGUUUCCGGUGCAGUGCCUGCAGGGUGAAACUGUUAUCCGCCAGGGUGAUGAGGGCGAUAAUUUCUAUAUAAUCGACUCUGGCGAAGUGGAGGUGCUAGUGAACGGGGAGCUGGUGACGACGAUCGGCGAGGGCGGCAGCUUCGGCGAGCUGGCGCUGAUCUACGGCACGCCGCGCGCCGCCACCGUGCGCGCGCGCUCGCGCCUCAAGCUGUGGGGGCUCGACCGCGACUCCUACCGCCGCAUCCUCAUGGGCUCCACCAUACGCAAGCGGCGCAUGUACGACGAGUUCCUCUCCAGAGUCUCCAUACUAGAGAGCUUGGAGAAAUGGGAACGUUUGACGGUGGCAGACGCACUAGAGCCGGUUUCAUUCAACGACGGCGAGACUAUAGUGCGGCAGGGCGAGCCCGGGAACGACUUCUACAUCAUAGUCGAAGGCACCGCGGUGGUGCUGCAGCAGCGGGGGCAGGGUGGAGGCGAGGGCGCGGGGGAGGCGGUGGAGGUGGGGCGGCUGGGCCCCUCCGACUACUUCGGCGAGAUCGCGCUGCUGCUGGACCGGCCGCGCGCCGCCACCGUGCGCGCCGCCGGCACCCUCAAGUGCGUCAAACUGGACCGCGCCAGAUUCGAAAGGGUAUUGGGUCUGUGCGCGGAUAUUUUGAAGCGCAACAUCGCCCAGUACAACAGUUUUGUGUCACUAUCUGUAUAAUAUCCGGAGUUUUCAUUUAUCACUAAAUUAAUUGCAAUAAGCUGACAAAACGCUCAAAUUUAUCGCAGUUUAAAUGUUAAGGAAGUUUUAUCCAGAGUCGAUAAUACACUUUUGUUUAUGAAAACUUCAUUAGGUGACUUAAUAUUUAUUUUAUUCCUAAUUUUAUUUGAGGCAUAAUUAACUUUUAGUUGUUGUUAAUAUUAUUUAUUUACUAACUUUCAUUUAUUUUAAGUGUGUCUGUUUUCUAUGUAACCUAAAUUUUAAAUAAAUAUUGUAAAUGUUAACGACUAAACAAGCAGUGCUUAAAUAUUCUAUUUGUUUUCAUAUUUUAAGUCAAAAAAUGUAGAUAAAAUGAAACCUGUAAAAAUAACAUGUAUCAAAUAUUAUUAUUUUGAAAGAAAAAAAAAUGUACGUAAAUCUAAACAGUAAUCAAUGUUGAUUAUUUAAAAUAACAUAUACGUAAAGUCAUGGACAAAGUGUUAUCUUCCACCAACAAAGUGCCUACAACUUAUAUAUCUAACCUAGAUAUUGUAUUUCCUAUAUUUCUGUUUACUCUCUUGCCAAUAGAACGUGGUUAUUAAUAAAACAAUUAUAUUGAAAAAAAUAGUCACUAAAACUAUCCGAUAAACUAUUCCGUCCACCUUAAAACAAAUUGUUGGGUAAUAAAUGAAUAAUAAAACCAUAACUUCAAAAAUAAUACAUAAAGUACUAAAAACCAUGAUAUUCCAAAUAAUUCAAAGUUUUAUAAACACCUAUGUGAUUUUAAGUUUUUAGUCAUUUAGAAUGAUUAGUAUUUUUUUUUUAUGUGAAAUCUGAUCACAUACAAGAAUUGAAUAAGACAAAGGUAUAUUUCUUAUUACUUGAAUGUAUAAACAUUUGGGUCUAAAUUAAACCAUAUGUCUACGACAUCUCAAUGCAAUAUACUGCAUUUUGUAAAAUACUUCUAAUAAUUCAUUU
Molecule: messenger RNA, 2125 nt
Organism: Papilio polytes (common Mormon)
Lineage: Eukaryota; Metazoa; Arthropoda; Insecta; Lepidoptera; Papilionidae
Gene: Pka-R1
Product: cAMP-dependent protein kinase type I regulatory subunit
Exons: 7
Coding region: 32-1168 (378 amino acids)
Biological process (GO): regulation of protein phosphorylation
Cellular component (GO): cAMP-dependent protein kinase complex
Molecular function (GO): cAMP-dependent protein kinase regulator activity
Source: RefSeq, a predicted model, not a curated record